Messenger RNA from Insectozyma verbasci, 6186 nucleotides. The record is from the annotation of a GenBank genome assembly. Lineage: Eukaryota; Fungi; Ascomycota; Pichiomycetes; Serinales; Debaryomycetaceae.
AUGUCAUCAAAUAAUCAUCGACCUCAGGUGUCAAAUAAUACUUUACCUGAUACUUAUAAUGAGUUAACAACAUUAAUUAAAGAGUCUCUUGAUGAGCCAGGAAAUAGUCCAACUCAUGAAAGGGCUCUUAAAUCUUCUUUAAAAUAUUUACUUAAUAAUAGACAUAAUCCACAUAUGUUUUGUGAUGAUACAUUAUAUCCAAUUUCAACUUAUAGUUUGAUUUUAUUUUCAUUUCGUCCAACUCAACGCUUAAUAGAAUUAAAACAGCAUCUAUCACAAAGUUUUCAAUGUAAAGAAUGUUUAAGAUGCUAUAAUAAUGCAAAAGCUGAGUUAAGAAAUAAAUUUUUAUUAAUUAAAAGAAUUGAUGUUACUAAUGUUAAUAGUUUUAUUAAUACUUUAAAUAAUUUUGAAUUUGAAAUACUAUCACCUAAAAUAUCGAAAAUUGAAACAAAUAUUAAUUCAAAUUUUGAUGUUGAUGAAAAUGAAUUGUUGCUAAUAUUUAAUUGGUGUUCAAAUAGUACUGAUUUAUUAAGAAAACAGGCUUCAGUUAGAGAUAUAUUUACUAAAAUUAUACAAUAUGUACAAGUUAGGAAAACUUUACCUUUACCAAAUAGAUUAUUACCUGGUUUAUUAUUUCUUUUAUUUGAAGGUAAUAAAGAAGAAUCUUAUUAUGGUAGACAAUGGAUUACCCACUUACAAAAUCAAAAUAUAACGACCAAUAAAGCAACUUUGGGUGAAGCAUUCAUAUUGGAAUUUUCUAUUCAUUUAUAUUAUAUUCAAAAUCCUGACAAUUAUAAUGAUCGAAAAGGUAUACGAUUUUGGACUAUUUUUAAUGAAGUUAUUGAUUUUAUAGAUAAUGAGGCAUUUUUACAAAGGUUAGAUUGUCCACAAGAUAUUGCUAUUAUGAGUCAACAUAGUGAAUUACUAUUUUACCCAUUUGUUAGGCUAUUAACUAACUAUGUAAUGUCAUAUUUGACUGAACCAUUACUUACAUUGUUAAAAGUUUUGGAUAAAUUACUAAUACGACUUGGUACAACAUUCUGGGAAAAGUCAUCAGCUACUCAUAUACAGUUAUUAGAUGGUAUUUUAUCCAAUCCCGAAUUUUCAAGACAACUUCAACAAUCUUCAAUUGAAAGAAAUUUAUUAUCUGAUUUUACAUUGGAAGAUUUAACUUCAUGGAUGCAAUCAUUAAUGAAAUCAUUAGGUUUUGGUCAAAAACAAAAUGUUUGUGCUAGAGUUGGUUCAUUUUUAUUAAGACAACAAUCUGUUGGUAAUUCUUAUAUGUCAACAAAUGAUAUGAGAACUCAAAGAGCUAUGGCUUUACAAGAUUUAGGAUGUCAAACUUUUUUAACUGGUUUAGAAGGCUUUAAUCCUCAUCAUAUCAAAGAUGAAAAGUUGGGAUUGGAAUUAAUGUCAGUAAGAGAUAUUAGAGGUGCAAUUGAAAACGAAUCAGAUCUAAUAAUACUGUUGGCAAUAAAAUCAAAAGAUAAUUCAAAUGCAAUGAAGUUAAUUUUUAAAUUAUUGAUUUAUGAUUUAUCAAUUAUAGUUACAAAUAGUAAAUUAUUAGCAAAUAACCAAAAACCUGUUUCAUUUGAUAUUUUUCCAAUGUUAUGGGAAUCUUUAGCUAAUCUGAAAAUUUACCUGAAUAUUCAUUUUGCAAAAGAAGUUGUUAAAACUUUUCAUUUGAUGAUUUAUGGAGUCAAAUUUUUGAAGGUAAAGCUGUCAUCUGAAGACAAAUUGAUACAAGAAUCAAGAAAAAAGCACAAUGAAAAUAUGGAUAAAAUGGCAGGAUUAAUGACUCAAAUUUUCACAAAAUUUGGAUUUGGUGAUCCAUUAACUAUUCAAGAAAUAUUAAAUGAUACUGAAUGUUUAGAUGCUUUAUGGUCAUGUAUUUUUUCACCAUUAACAAGUCAAUCUGCUCUUGAGUUUAUUAAUGAGUUAUAUGAUGGUAGUGGAAGAUUUGAGACUAUACAAGAAUCAUUAAGUAAAAGUUUAAGAUUGAAUUUGAAGUCAGUCAAUAUUAAUUUGGAAAUUUUAACUCAGUUCGCAAUCUACGAACCUACUCCAAAAGCUGUUAGAAUAUUAAUGGAUAUUAUUAAAUCCUUAACUGAACCAUUAUCAUCAAUUUUGACAUCACCACAAGUUGAAUUUUCAUAUGAACAACUUAUAAAGUUAUGGAAUACAUGCUGGUCGUUUUUAAUCAUGGUGUAUGAAAAAACUUUAAUAUGGGCUGGUCAAUAUCAUUUAGAAGAAUUAAUUGAAUUCACUAGAGAUACUUUAGAUAUUAGUCAUUUAUUAUUAGAUUCAUUUAGAGUUAUAACUGAUAGUAUUAAACCAUGGAGUAAUCAAAAUAUACUGCAAAAAUUAUUUAAAGUUUUCAUGAAUGCUUUUGAAUAUGUUAUUGUUUGGUUAAAAUUAGGUGAUGUUUCUUUAUUAAAUUCAUGUGUUGAUUUAGUUUUUAAAGGAUUUGAAUUAGCUGCAGAACAAAAUUUUACAAUUGACGAUUCAUUUAUUGAUAAAUUUGCAAGAUAUGGUGCAAAGGCUAAAAAGUAUAAUAAUAAAUUAUCAGAAUUACAAAGACAAGCAAUUUUAUCAAAAGCAAGACAAUUUAAUAAUAAUUUAGUUGAUAAGAUUAUAGAUGAAGUUAAUGCAUCAAAGAAAACUGAAUCACCACAACCUGUUCCCAUUGAAAUUAUCGAUGAUAAUAAUGAUAAUGAGGAAGUCAGAUUUGUAUCAAGUAAAUAUAAUGAACCUGAAGAUGUCAAAUUUUUAACCUCAAAAACAAGACCAGGUGCAAGUAUGAAAAAACAAAGUACAUUACAAAGGUUUAUGAGUACAACUGAUGUUAAAGCUGUUGCACCAAUUCCAAAACCAAAACCAUUAUCAAGUUUAGAACAAAUGAGAAAAGCUGUCAAUUUAAAAAGACAAGCUGAAAGUAACCCUGCAAAAUCCGUUUAUAAUCCUGCUCCUCCAAGACCUGCUGGUUUCAAUUCAUCAAAUAAAGAUAGAGAAAUUAAACCGCCUCGACCACCACCUAUAAGUAUUGGUAGAUCAUUAAAUAAAGAAAAACAUAGAAAAGCAAAGAAGGAUUCAUCAGAUGAAGAUAGUGACGAAGCAAGUGAUAAUGAUUUUAGUGAUUUAUUUGUUUCAAAAUCAAAAAAGAAAUCAUUACCUGAAAAGAUUACUCAAUUGGAUGAAAACAUGCAAGAAAUUAAUAAAGCUAGUUUACAAAGAAAGAAAGCAUUAGAAUUAGAAAAACUUGAAAAAGAAAGACAAAGUUUAAGACUUCAUGUCAAUUUAAAACCUUUAUAUACAACAAUAUUAAAAUGGAAUUACAAUUCAAAUAGUGAUUAUCCCGGUCCUGAUAAAUCAAUUUAUCAAAAUGUUAAAGAUACGUACAAUGAUGUUAAAGAAUAUGUUAAAGUUGUUGAACCUUUAUUUUUAUUAGAAUGUUGGCAAGCAAUUCAAUCAAAUAAAAAAACCGUUGAUGAAAAACCAUUUGAGAUAUUAAUUGGUAGUAGAACAAGUGUUGAUGGAUUUUUUGAUGUUUUUGCAUCAAUGAAAAAGCAAAUGGUUCAAGAUAGAAAAUUAACUGAUUCUGAUUUAAUUGUUUUAACAUGUAAAAAUGAGGCAUUUAAUGAUCCACUGGAUGUUAGAAAAUUUAUGAAACAAGAAUCUACAAGAACAUGUUUAGGUAAAAUUAGAGAAAUUAAAUCUGUUAAUCAAGAAUAUUGUGAUGUCACAUUUAGAGUUUUUCCAAUUGGUCCAAUGAUGGCAGCUUUAACUCCAAAAUCUUUAAUUAUUGGUAUGAGAGUAAUGCAAAUGGUUACAAUUGAAAGAGAGUUUACUUCAUUAAAAGGUUUGCAAUGGUAUGAUUUAAAUGAUUCAAUUUUAAGCGCAGUUCCAAAUAAACCAAUAGAUGUAAGUGAUUCAGAAGCAGAUCAUAUGAAGAAAAUCUUUAAUGUUAAUAGGUCUCAAGCUAAAGCUAUUAUGGGAAGUUAUCAAAGUAAUGGAUUUUCAUUAAUUCAAGGUCCACCAGGUACAGGUAAAACUAAAACAAUUUUGGGUAUUGUUGGUUAUUCAUUAUCAAAACAAAGAUCAGACAAAAUUAUAGAAUUACCACAAAAUGGUCAAAAAUCUCAAAAUUCAAAUCAAAAUGAAAAUAAACCAAAGAUUUUAAUAUGUGCUCCAAGUAAUGCAGCUGUUGAUGAAUUAGUAUUAAGAUUAAGAGAUGGUGUUAAAGAUUCAAACGGUCAACAUAUGCCAUUAAAAGUUGUUAGAUUAGGUAGAAGUGAUGCAAUUAAUUCAUCAGUUAGAGAUUUAACAUUGGAAGAAUUAGUUGAUCAAGAAUUACAAACUAAACAAACUGUUAUAAAUAUUGAACCACAAAUUAGAAAAGAUUUUAAUGAAUUAACUAAACAAAGAGAUGAAUUAAGAAAUCAAUUAAAUCAAUCACGUAAUUUGGAUGAGAAAGAAGUAAAAUCACUUGAAACAAAAUUUCGUGAAGUUAAUUUAAAAAGAAAAGAAUUGACUUCUAAAUUAGAUGCACAACGAGAAACAGUAUCAGUUCAAAUUAGACAAAGAGAAAUUGAUAGAAGAAACAUUCAAGCUAAAAUUUUAAAUGAAGCACAAAUUUUAUGUGCAACAUUAUCAGGAUCGGCUCAUGAUAUUGUAGCCAAUUUACAAAUUAAAUUUGAUCAAGUUAUAAUUGAUGAAGCUUGUCAAUGUUUAGAAUUAGGUGCAAUUAUUCCAUUAAGAUAUGGUUGUCAAAAAUGUAUAAUGGUUGGUGAUCCAAAACAAUUACCACCAACUGUUUUAUCACAAGCUGCUGCAAGUUUUAAUUAUGAUGAAAGUUUAUUUGUUAGAAUGCAAAGAAAUAAUCCAGAAUCAGUUUAUUUAUUAGAUGUUCAAUAUAGAAUGCAUCCAUUGAUUUCAGAAUUUCCAAGUAAUGAAUUUUAUAAUUCAAAAUUAUUAGAUGGUGAAAACAUGCUUGAGAUUAAUACAAGACCGUGGCAUAAACAAAAAUAUUUAACACCGUAUAGAUUUUUUGAUAUUGUUAGUAGACAUGAAAGAAAUGAUUUAACUAGAUCAUUAUUUAAUUCUGAAGAAGCUGAUGUGACGUUACAAUUGGUUGAAAAAAUAAUAAUGAUGAUACCUGAUGAACGUAUAACUGGUAAAAUUGGGAUAAUUUCGCCUUAUAAAGAACAAGUUAAAACUAUCAAAGAUAAGUUUAUAAGAAAAUAUGGUAGAACUAUACUUGAUGAAAUUGAUUUCAACACAGUUGAUGGGUUUCAAGGUCAAGAAAAGGAAAUUAUUAUAAUGUCUUGUGUUCGUGCAAGUGCAACUGGUAAUGUUGGGUUUUUAAGUGAUGUUAGAAGAAUGAAUGUUGCUUUAACAAGAGCGAAAUCAACAUUAUGGAUUUUAGGUAAUAAAGAAUCUUUAUCAAGAAAUGAAGUUUGGAAAAGAUUAUUGACUGAUGCUGAAGAAAGAGGUUGUGUUAGUACAGCUUAUGGUGGAUUUUUAAAAGAAGAAGGUACUAAAAGAAACUUCAAUGAUAAUGGUAAUAAAUCAACAAAGAAAAUGAAAACUGCUACACCAACAAAUGGAGGUUUUCUUCCAAAUAAACCAAUGAGAAAUGGACAAUUUCAAACUGCUCAACCAAUACCAGUACAACCUGUUCAACCAAUGCAACCAGUACAACCAGUACAACCAAUGCAACCAGUACAACCAAUGCAACCAGUACAACCAAUGCAACCAGUACAACCAGUACAACCAAUGCAACCAGUACAACCAGUACAAACUCAAGCUCCAAAAGUUGUAUCAAAUGGUGUAUUUAUUAGAAAAAAACAUCCAACACCAUUAAAUAGACAAAUUCCUCCACCAGAUAACAGACCUACUGUUGCUGAAAUUAGAAAUAAGGCUAAUCGUAAUUCGUCUACAACUCCAACUCCAGCUCCUACAUCAACAAAUUCAAAUCCUACUAGAUCUGGAGUUAUUGCUCCUAGAUCACUGGCUUCACCUCCACCUUCUUCAACAACUAUUACUACUGCACCUUCUACAACAAACACAGCAAGACCUAAUGAUUCAAAAUCAAUUGGUCCAACUUCAUCUGGAAUUGUAAAACCACCUCCUACAAGAACUCCAAGUUUGUUCAUUCCAAGAAAACGACCACCACCUAAAAAUUAA